CAUUGUCCCAGCACCUGUCCCAUCCCAGCACAGACAGAAUGAAUCCUUUACUCGGAUAGCACGUGUAUACCCUGCACACCCAUCCCUUCGUCUCCUCCCUUACAGUCACAAAGAUGCCUCGUCCCCUUCCCAACGACCCGACUCGCCAGUGGCCUCGCCCUUCCUCUCACCCUCGCCUCCUCCGUUGUCCGGUCCGCAUUGCCUAGAUGUGUCCACUGGCAAACAUACACUAGGUAGGGGCAACUCCUCCAUCCACGGCAUAUCUCUUAGUUGCAUACUUCAAACUCAGCAUGCUUUUGUACCUCGACGUCAACCCCAAGUCAGUCACUGACAUACUUCAAACUUCCAAACUGGGACACCAAUCUUCUCAAUCUGUCAAGUCCUACGCCACCGCUGCCACGGCUGCCAUGCCCAGCCCAGAGCAGUCGAGAUCGCUAUUUGGUCGUUGUCCAGCACGUACAGCCUGGGCCAAGUCCGUGCGACUCAUGUUUUGACCCUCAUACCACGCCUUGCCGAUUCCUCCCUUGCUCAUUCAUAAACAUGCUCCUCUCCUGUUGUCCUCAUGCCAGACGAUCUUGUCUGAGUUCUGUUCGGCGUCGUGUCUAUUUCACAAUCCGAUCAGUGCUUCGACAACAAUUCCCGUCUUAUCUCGGCAUCUGUCACUUAACUCCUCAGUCAACAUAGGUAUCAAGUGGUCUGUGGCCCAAGAUCGACAACGGUACCGCCACUUCAACCGGCCUUCACACAACGUCGUCCAUAUCCUGCAAGGAUCUUCACACUCCCUACAUCUAUCACUGUCACCUCCAACGGCCACCCGACCACCCUUCGACUUUCAACCUCGCCAGUUCCCAAGACUCGGGCCACGCCAAAGACGAAGCACAUAUCAGCAUGUGCUGGCUUUUUUUGUAGGACUUCUUUCAAUCUCUAUACUUGUCCUUGUGUCGAUAUUGCUGUUGUAAGCAUUCAUCAUGCCUUCUACUACAGCCCCUACUACUGCCACCAUGCCCUUCCCCGAAGAGCAAUCAGGCUGGUGGCCCUCAGAGAAGACUGCCAAAUCCAGACUCAGAGCCAUCUUCACCCGCACCAAGUCCGACAACAAAAUCCCCCAGUACAUGUCAACAUCGGACUAUAUUCAGACCGACAUUCAAUCCAUCUCGACCAGCAACCUCACUUCCACCAACCCCACCCUUGUUACAAAGCGUAACCGCAGCACGACGUGGACAAACCGCAAUCCUCGUCAGUCAAGCCGCACACUCAAGGAUAACUCAACUAGGAACAUGACUUCUCGCGAUCCUCCGCCUCUUUUUCAGGCUUGUCUCCAGGCGAGGCUUUCGGAGGUCUUGGAAGUCCCUUCCACUCUGACUGAGGUUCUCUUCCGCACUUCUCCACGCCGGAGGAAUAGCAUUUCCGGCGAGAGCUCUUCGAGGUCGAGCUUCGCCGACGAUGAAAGCAUUGGCUCAGCCAAGCAUAAGCGAAACUGGUCCGGGGCCAGCUCCUGCUCCAUGACUCAGAAACUCUUUGUCUUGCUCCGCAAUGGCUUCGUGCUCCAAUACAGCGCCGAUGGUUUAAAUGACCGCCUCCCCGAAAAGAUCCUUGAACUGGGUCCUCGGUCUGUGGCUUUUGCAUCUGAUGCCAUUCCAGGCAAACACUGGGUGCUCAGGAUCUCCCAUGAUCGCCAUUCAAGUGCGGUUCCCUCUCAUGCUUCGAAGCACUCUUGGUCCAAGUUUGGCUUCAGGCAACAGGAGAACAAGCGACUUGUUCAAGACCUGCUCCUGGUCUUUGACAAUGCUAUCGUACUAGACUCAUGGUUGACGGCCGUUCGCAAGGAGAUUGAACUCGUUGGCGGGCUAGAGUAUCGACCAGACUCCCGGAGUGAAGAUCACAAGCAGGACGCUCGUCGAUCAUUAAAGGCACAGAAGAGCCUUCCCAACAUCUCUCAAGCCUCGCUCCAACUCUCAUCCGACUAUCUCUUCAAGGAGUUGCCGCCCUCUCCCAAACUUCUCCCUCCUAUGCCUAAAUGGUCCACCCCCCGCAAUGUCUCUCGCUCGACGACUGACUCAUCUAUUCACACUUUGAAUGACCUGGACGAUCUCCGGGACUCCUCUUUCUCGGACACACGGUCGGUGUCGACCUCGUGCACUAGCAUUGCCUCGCGUUCUCCUGCGGUAGAAUCGUUUACUCUCAGUGCCAGCGUUUAUCAGGGAAGCCAGACCCCGGCUAGCACCACAUCUAGGCUGUCCACCCCAACACAGGAUGACGUUGGCGAAUUGUCCAUGUUUAUGGCAACUCCUCGGAAGAACUCUACCUCGGAGACCCUUGUGCCAAGACCACUUCGCACCAGGGCUUCCUCUGGGAGUGUACCAACAUCACAUCAUCCCGAUGUCAUCGAUCACGCUCUGUUUGUCCAGCCAACAAAGCAUCUCGAAACCGGCUCAGCUGACGUAGGAUCUCGACCGAUCUCGGUUAUUGCACCUCUUCCAGAGCCAGGUCAUCUGAGGAAGAUAUCUGCACGUUAUCGAUACGAAGCUCAGGGAACGACGGUCCACCCCAACACCCCCAACUCCUCACGUCCUUCGAGUGUUCGCAGUCGGAGCUCUUCAUCGGUCACUCAACUCGAUUCACCGAUUGACUUGCCGAACAGAAGGACACCGUCCUACAGCCUGUUCCCCAAACGAUACUCGUCUCUCGAGGACCCAGUCCAUGUCUGCAGCCAGUCUGAUGUACAGAGCCCUCCUUCAGUGACUCCGGGAAGCGCUCGAGACAGCAGUGGAAGUAGCUUUCCAUUCUCUCGAACUUCAGAUGAUCGAUCUGAAGCCCGCUCGUCUUUGACUAGCAAUCGAUCUGUGCGGAGAAAGGCUGGCAGAGUUGCGUCUGUUGAUAGCAACAGCGAGGUGCAGACGGAUUCUCCACAACGAUCACCUGUUGUCACCGAAGCUCUUCUCCAAAGCUGCUUUGGAACUGCUUCUGUACGACGUCCUGCUCAAGCCCAGCCUGUGUUGGUCAACUCGAAGGAAACUUCGAUCGAGACCACGAUGCUAGAAGUAUCAGCAUCGAUUGCACGAGCGUCUCAGGGCGUCAUGUUGAGCAAUCCGCCACGAAGUGUUGGCCACAUCAAGGGACAGAAGAGCAUGCCUUCUCUUGUCGGCUCCAUGCCUCCAUCGGGACCACCUCCUACGGGGCCUCUUCCGGCUUUGCCCACUGAGGCCUUGUCUGCUGUAGCGAAAAUGCGGAAGGGAAGUCGAAGCAUCAGCAACACACCUCUGCCUUUGCGUUCGCCGUCUUCAAAUGCACCAAAGCACAUGCACGCGGAAUCUUCACCGUCUUCUCUAGCCACCACAGCACCAUCGCUGGUGUCUUUGUGCUCUCCUGCUCCGCCCGCAUCCUCUACACAAAGCGUGACACACACACGCAAGACCUCAUCGAUCUCAUCGGUCGGGUCCGUCCGACACGUGACAGCGUGGCUGGCCAGUCCCAAGAUCGCUGCCUUUUCGGCCAAGUAUGAUCUUGAUGCGACACCACAGCUGAAUGUCGACAUUGAAGACCAGUCUUUCAGCUCAAGCUUUGGGAGCUUGAUGCACUAGACCCAAGUGGCUUGUCCACUAUGUUACGUUUAUGAUGAAUGUAUGCAACAAUGAAUUGGCAUGAUAUGAUUGAUCGGGUUUACGACUUUGCAUAUGCAUUACGGUUGGGGCUUCUGUCACCCCUUGGAAUGAUACCCCAAGACUUGAACUGGGAAUGAAAAAUUAUGGUCAUGUAGUCUGUAGCCAAUGCCCUGUAGCUAGGGCGAGAGGAGUA
Exophiala mesophila is the source of this 3795-nucleotide messenger RNA. RefSeq lists its product as uncharacterized. NCBI's taxonomy places the organism in Eukaryota, Fungi, Ascomycota, Eurotiomycetes, Chaetothyriales, Herpotrichiellaceae. The transcript has a single exon. The coding region runs from base 969 to 3581 and encodes 870 amino acids. The record is from RefSeq and is a predicted model, not a curated record.